AUGGAUAUAACUGCUGUAAAAUCCCACUUGGAAUAUGCCAAAGUUUGUGUAGAAAUAGGCGUUAACGAUGUUAUUCCCAAAUUCGUUGACGUGGUUCUUAAUGAUGGUAAAACCACCUCUGUUGUGGUUGAGGUGCCUUGGUUCCCCUCUUGUUGUAGGAAAUGUAGUGUCUUCGCUCAUAGUGAGAAAAAUUGCAUCUCUCUGAAAAAUCAACCUCUUGUUAAACAACAAGUUUGGAAAAAGAAAGAAGUCUCUAGUUCAUCUCCAGUGUCUGAGCCCGCUGUUGGAGGCAUUGAAUUAUUGCAAGAAUCUGAACCUAAUAUCCCUAACAAUGUUGUUGACACCUUUAAACAUCUUGUUGAUAUUGUUGAUGUUAUUAUUGAAUCUACUGUAGAGGAUUCUGCUGAUAAAUUACAAGAUACAAUAGCUCUUACCUGUGCUUCUAGUGAAGGAAAUGAUCCAUCUCUUUCUAAAACUUCUGAUGUUCAUACUGAUACUUUAUCUAAUUCUCAGUUUUCUAACUCAAAGAGGGGUAGGGGUAGACCAACAAAGAACAAAUCCAAAUUAGGUUUAUCUGAAUCAAAUAACAGAUUUACAGCUCUUAGUGUUGUUGAUGAUUAUUCUUCUGUUCCUGAAGGCCAACAAAGAAAAAUUAGACAAGCUUCCUUGGGAGUAGCCAGUAUUGUUAAUGACCUAAAACAGAAAAAGAAAGACAAGAAACUUGAUAGAGUCCUUAUUAAUCACCAUUGGGUUAAUUCCUUUCAUUCUUCCCAGGUUGAGUUGCUUGUACCUGGAAUCUCAUACCAUUGCAUGGCUCUUCUCUGGACCCACAAAGAAGUGCAGGCUAAUAGACCAAAACCCUUCAAGUUUUUUAACUUCUGGGCCCAUCACUCAAAUUUUCUUAAUAUUGUUGAGCAAUCUUGGAACAAUCCUGCUAUGGGAAACCCUAUGCAAAAACUUUCCUUUAAGCUCAAGCGUCUUAAAACUCAUCUUAGAGCCCUUAACAACUCUUUCUACAGUGAUUUUUCCACUCGGGUUAAGCUUAAGAAAGAUGAACUGGAACAACAACAGCUCAAACCCCUCAAAGGUGAAGCUGGGUAUGAUUUGGAAAUUCCCUUACAAAAGGAUCUAAAGUCUCUUGAAGAUGCUGAAGCUAUGUUCUUAAAGCAAAAAAGCAAAGGUAAUGACAAAGACCCUAGCCCUGAUGGGUACACCCCUCUCUUCUUUAAAAAGCCUUGGGUUAUUAUUGGGGAUGAUACCUCUACUGCCAUUAACUAUUUCUUCAGGGAAUCCUUCUUACUUCCAGCUUUUAAUGCUACCACAAUAGCAUUGAUUCCUAAGAUUCCUAAUCCUAGUAAGGUCAAAGACUUUAGACCUAUCUCUUGUUGUUCUGUGGUGUAUAAAGCCAUAUCUAAAAUUCUGGUUAAUAGAAUGUCCAGACUUCUCCCAGACCUCAUCACUCUUAAUCAAUCUGCAUUUAUUAAGGGCAGAUCCAUCGUUGAUAACACUCUUCUGGCUCAGGAAUUAGUGAGAGGCUAUAAUAGGAAGAAUAUCUAUCCUCGUUGCUCAUUGAAAAUUGACCUCCACAAAGCUUUCGACUCUCUUAGCUGGGAUUUUAUCUCUGUUGUUUUAAAAGCUAUUGGUUUUCCUUCUCUCUUUAUUUCAUGGAUUGAAACUUGGUAUUCUACUGCAAGCUUCUCAAUUUCCUUAAAUGGGAGCCUUAUUGGUUUGAUUGGUUAUCAUCCCAAAUGCAAACGUAUUGGUCUUACUCAUCUUUCAUUUGCUGAUGAUCUCUUAAUUUUCUAUAAAGACACUGUGGAUUCUGUCAUUGGGGUCACUUCUGUCCUUGAUUCUUUUUAUGAGAUGCCUGGCAUUAAAUUAAAUGCUUCCAAAUGUGAUUUCUUUUCUGCUGGCAUUUCUUAUUCAACUCUUGAAGAACUGAAAUUGAUUACUGGUUUCAAAUUAGGCAGUUUUCCUAUUAGAUAUAUGGGCAUUCCUUUGGUCACAAGGAAAAUUUCAGAAAAUGAUUGUUCAACCCUUAUUGACAACAUUAAAGCUCGGUUGAAUAAUUGGUCUGGGAAGUUUUUAAGUUAUAUAGAGCAGUUAUUUUCAAGAUUCUUUUGGAAAGGGGCUGACAAGCCAGUUGCUAGUGCUGGAGUGAGCUGGCAGAAAGUCUGCCAACCUAAAUCAGAGGGUGGUCUCGACCUUAAAGACAUGAAAUCAUGGAACAAAGCUUGCAUGAUGAUUCACAUAAAGAAAAUUUUGGCUGGGGAAGGUUCUUUGUGGGUGGCUUGGUUAAGGAAUUACAUAUUCAAUGCUAAUGAUUUCUGGAUUGUUGCUAUUAAAUCAAACAUGAGCUUGAACUUAAAACAGAUCCUCAAAUUAAGGUUUGAAGCCUCCUCUAUUUUGUCAUCUGAUACUACAAAUGUUAGUGAUAUCUGGAAUGAGAUUAGGGUAAAGAACCCUAAAGUUCAAUAG
Hibiscus syriacus is the source of this 2478-nucleotide messenger RNA. RefSeq lists its product as uncharacterized. The transcript is spliced from 5 exons. The record is from RefSeq and is a predicted model, not a curated record. Bases 1 to 2478 code for a protein of 825 amino acids. NCBI's taxonomy places the organism in Eukaryota, Viridiplantae, Streptophyta, Magnoliopsida, Malvales, Malvaceae.